AUGCCUGGACAUCCUCUUUCAAAAAGGGACAAAGAGGCUUUAGCCGAGAAGUACCUUUGCCUAUACUGUCAACUGCUUCUAAGAGACGCCAUGCAGACAAGUUGUGGACAUUUUUAUUGCCAGUCAUGUUUGGUAAAUCUCAUUAAGUAAGUGUACGUUCGAAGAUUUUAAACUGCUACUAUUUUUGCUGUUUUAUAUUAUCAUCACUAAAGACGUACUGGUUACACUAUUCAUAUUAGAGAGAUACCUAACUGAUUCCUGUUCCAUCUUACAAAUCAGUGGCUGUUUUUCUAUCAGGGAUGAAACCUCCAUGGUGAUGAUAUGUUUAAAGGAUCAGACAAGGCUUCUGCCCACUCAGGUUUGGAUUUUUUUUUCUUUGUACUGUGUCUUUUUCAAAUGCGAUCUUAUGUAAUUACAACUUUUAUAAUCAAAAAGCGAAUUAAGUAGGAAAUUCAUUAUACAUCUCAUUAGUCAGCGUUUAUUUUAGACUUUGAAGGGAAGGUUUGGGACACCCCUUGGUGAAGGCAAAAACGAACUAGAUCAUCCCUAAACCGCGAGCCUGCUGAUGGGCGUAAACGAUAGCCGUUUUAAUUGGUGCCACUGUCUCACAAGCGCACCAGUAAUAACAACACUUUUCUUUUUUAAUGAAGAUGAUUUAAUUUUCUAACAUUUUACUUGAAUUGUCUGGCAUCAUUAGGAAUCCUAUGUUUAAAAAACAAAACAGCAGAGCAAACUCAGAGAAUGACAAUAAAGCAUGACGUGUAAGCAAAAUUUGCAUGCGAGCCGGAAGUAACAGGUAACACAGCGCAAUUAAAAUGGGAACCAAAAAAAACCUUAGGUAAAACGUAUAUUAGUGCGUUUUUAUUCAAAGAAGCAAUAAGAUUUGCUAGUUGAAAAGGAGCAAGUCUAUCUUAAUCUUGAUCAGCGGGAUAGCAAGGGUACGGGUAAGUCGAAUGUCUCUCUCCUGCUCCUUAAUUCUGGCAUGUAUAGGUCUUCUGGCCUCGCUGAUGUGAACUGAAACAAAUUCACUUGGGAUCAUGUUUACCAUCCUAUGAACCUUCUCACUUAGUCACGUCAUUUGUGAGACUUUCAGCGCGCCGAGACUUUAAUUAAACACAUUCUCUCAUUCCUAGUGUUUCGUGAGCCUGUCUUAAGAUAUAUCUUCCGCCGGUUAAAAGAAAUAUGCAAGCAAGCAGUGGUGCUAUCAGACUUGUGGGUAACAGCUUCUACCGAAUGAAAGCAACCGUAGGCGUUGCCGUCACCAUCCGACCCUACCCUCACUAUUAAAAUUGAGAGAAUUUUUCUAGUGUCGACUCCAUUCCUGAGUGUAGUUCGAAGUUGUUACCACCAGCAUUCCAAAAUGGCAAUAUGAGAUGCAUGCAUAUCGUCUGAGCUUUGGUCAUCUCAUACGAAAAGAUUUCUGAAUAAACAUUUUUCAAACUCUUCAACGAUCCAAUUAUGAUCACCUCUUAAUACCUAACAACUGCACUCUCUCAGGUUUUUGCAGACAGAUUCAUGCGGAGAGAAAUACUUGCUCUUGCCGUAUGCUGCACAUUCUCGGAUGACGGAUGCCAUUGGAAAGGAGAAGUCAGACAUUUAGAGGUAAAUACUUGUUCUCUUUUAUUACUGUUUCACCACUUUUUAUUUUAAUCCGUUGACGUCCAAGUGGGUUUGGAUAAGAAUUGUUACGGCAAAGUCGACCGAGAUAGAGGUGCUCUCUGAUUCUUAAAUUUAUUUCACUAACGAAGAAAGUUUCCCUUGCAUCAAGUUGUUUCUGUUUGAUUAAAAAAUCAUUUCUAAUUCAUGUAUCAUCCUACGAAUUAACCAUGACAUUUAAACAAAUCUACCACUUCAUGUAGGCCAAGUUUUCAUUUUUACUAGGAACAACUUUGUGAUUAAACCAUAAACAUUCGCCUUCUUUUCGUACAGAAGCCUUAGAUGAAGAGGUUUUUUUGGUUGUACUUUAAUUAUUUCUAGCAAGCCGCGAAUAUGUAUCUGCGACUUAAUGACUGAGUACCAGGAGAUACUUAAGUAUAAUUUUGUCCUGUCACAGAGCCAUAUCUCAACUUGCGAGUUCCUGAAAUUACCAUGCGUUCAUGCCGAGUGUGGUGUAUUGGUGAAAAAAGCUGAUAUUACCAAGCAUUUACAGGAGGAAUGCAAGUACAGAUUAAAAAAGUGCUCAUUUUGUCAACAACAGAUCAAUCUGAACAAGAUGAAGGUGAACUGUCUGCAUAUAUUGUUCACAUAAUGGUGCUACUUUGAGGACACAAAUAUUGAAAGCCCAUAAGCUUUGGUAAUCAUAGUCAGGACGACCAGCUGAGGCCCAAACUAAUUACGAUUAGUGCUCUACAUUGUUUAGAUUUGUCUUGGGUAAUAAUUUAGCGGAGCCUUUAAGUUGUAGAGAAUUUGAAAUGAUUAUGACCCUCUUGACAAAACAGCCUUAGUUGCCAAAACAGCGGAAAUAAAGAAUAGGCAUGAGCGCCAUUUACAGGUGGUAUCAAUACUAAGGUGACGUGGCAGAACAAAUCAUAAUAGCUAAAUUAAUGCAGAUUGUCACGAACUUCCUCUGAAUGAAAAAUUCAGCACUUGGGUCAAACGAUAGUACAUAUACUGUACGAGUGAAACACGCACGUUUACUCAAAGUGCCCCUCUCUGACUGGUGGUAAAAAUGAUGGUGCAUGCUUUCAGCAACGUGCAGCAAAAUUAGAUUUACAAGGUUCCCCUUGACCAGGCAAUCAAAUUGAGGACAAAUGAUAGAAAUGGAAGUAACACUAAAAUAUUUUCUAGAGCUUUGUCUUCAUUGAAUUAUCUGUCCUAUAGGUGCACCAGGAGACGGACUGUCCGGCAUAUCCAAUUCGUUGUGGCAAUUGUAACAGAGAGGACAUUCCUCGUAGACAGGUAAAUGUUUUAAUUAAAUAAGAAUGAAGUUGUUUGAAUAUCGCCUCAUAAUUUGAAACAGCGGUAAAAGAAUGACUCAUUGCUAGUUUCAAUCUUUUAAAAUCACGUGAGGACAAUCAGUGCGCAGUGCAAUUUCAAAAUUUUUAUGAAGAUAUUAUCGUUACUUUUAUCGUUGCUUCCAUUAUUAAGUACUACUACUAUUAUCAUUAUUAUUGUUAUUGUCAUUAUUAUCAAUUACUAUCACUGGCAGGCUAAUUUUCUACUUUUUAAGAAAUGAGAGACUUCGGGAAUUUGGGAAUUUGGACUUGAGUGUUUUUUUCGAAAGGAACAUCUCACUCAUAACCACUGAACUGAAAAUUGAAUUUCCUUUAGCAGACUAGAUCUUGGUUCUCUGAUAGUGUCUGUUUUUGGAGUAAAGGAUUGACUAGGCUUACCUCUGUUAGUCUAUUAAGUACUCGAUGAAUUACUGAUCUUGUUUUUUUAGUUGCGAGAUCACCAGGACCCAGUUUUUGGAAACUGUGAAAAUGUGGAGGGCCCAUGUCCAUUUUCACAUAUCGGUUGUUCAAAGAAAGAGGUCAGUAAGAGAUAUUUAGUCCAUUUACUCUCAAAGCGCUCAACGGGAAGGACCACGCGAAAUCAUUUAAACAGUUUCUCUAUUUCCCACUUCAAGACAUCAAAGCCUCUGAAAGUACCCUCUACAUAUACAUCAUUGUGUUACAGGUUGUUUCUAAAGAUGCAACCAAUAGCGAAGAAUUGCGAUGUAAAGAAAGUUCUCAAACGAAAUUGGAGCGCUAACCCUGAUCUUAGAUAGUUCUAGUAAACAUGCAUAUCUGUAUUUAUUAUUUUCUUAAUGUGUGUCGAAUUUUUACAGGUCCUCAACAGGCAAGAAAGAAAGAAACAUCUGGAACAGGAAAAUAUAUUUCACACGUCUCUGCUCCUUAAAAAAACCUUGCAGAUGACUAAAGAGGUUGAAGGUAUUUUAACACGAAACCCCUUAGUCAUGUCUAGAAACCCUCAGCUCCUUUCAAACUUUGACGGGAUAGUUCAAGAUAUUCUUAACCAGUUGCAAAGUGGUACAGAAGAGAGAAGAAACCAAGAGACCAAAUUAAGAGAGCACAGUGAACGAAUAACCUCUCUUGAGAGAUUUGUGGCUUCAAGAAAUGUUUUGGGAACUGAGGCGUCUGUCCAACGUCUGCCUGAAUCUGGACGGGAUUUGCCAUCUGGUGAAAACUCAAGAAGACUGGUCAAUCUUGAAAACAGGACCGCUGACCAUGAAGUUCUACUGGUCGAGAACAAUCGCACAAUGGAGGAAGUAAGACGUGAUGUCGGCAACAUUAAGAGGCAACUUGACACCAUCCACGAGAGCACCAGAAGGCAUGACCGAAGGAUUGAAUCUAUAGAGCACACACUGGCUCUCAGGAACGUAACCCUGGCUGAUUUGGAGGAAUACGUAAAACAGCAAGAGUUCUCAAGCUACGAUGGCCAGCUGUUGUGGAGGAUUCCUGAUUAUGCCCGUAAACGAAAUGACGCAGUGACUGGACAGCAAGUCUCCUUCUACAGCCCGUGUUUCUUUACUAGUCGCUACGGUUACAAAAUGUGCGCCCGCAUUUAUCUGAACGGGGAUGGAAUGGGAAGAGGAACUCACAUCUCGAUCUUUUUUGUGGUCAUGCGCGGUCAGUAUGACGCACUUCUCCGCUGGCCAUUCAGACAGAAGGUCACCUUCAUGUUGCUAGACCAGGAUAACGUGGAACACGUGAUUGACGCAUUCAGACCUGAUCCGAACAGCUCAUCCUUUCAGAGGCCAAGAAGAGAAACCAACAUCGCCAGUGGGUGCCCGAUGUUUUGUUCGCUGGCUGAACUGAAUAAUCACGCGUAUGUCAGAGACGACACCAUGUUCUUAAAAAUAAUUGUAGAUACUUCUGAUUUGUAGAUAUGAAUGUCCCCUAAAUUUAAGGAUAAAUUUACAGGAGUUUCGGCUCAUCUUCUCUCUUCGAUUUCACUCACUCAUGAUGCCUCGAACUCGUACAUUUCGCUUGCCAUUCAAGGUAGAGGGAUCACCUCUGGUAAAACGAAGAAAACAGAUGCACUUCUUCAUGCAGUAAAUAUUCUGAUUUUUGUCCAGGCAUCCCACCGAGUCACCUUGCAGAAACCAGACGGUUUCUAAUUAAUGUCGGUGAACGAUCAUGAAAAGAUGACAGCGUCGAGCUGUAAGUGAAGAUCACGUAAUGGUAAGUGAUAGCGUUAAAGCCAGGGCUGGUUGUUUUCUGUGGAGGCGCAUUAACCUAGUUCGAUACAAAGGCAUUAAGUCGAGUGCGUUUAUCUGGAAAUGUGUUUUAUCCUUGGGCAAGGUUAUUAGCGCCCUGUUGCCCCUCUUUCCCCAAGAGUUUAUGGGUUUCAUAAGAACUUAAAAGUAGCCUGGCACCGAUAACGCCAAUUUGCUAACUUGUGCUAAACUAAAUGAGCAGGCAAUUCCGUUUCAGCGUUUGACUAAAACAAAAUGACGACCUCGGACAGACAGACGGCAGUGCGAGUCCAAUUAUUAGAAGUUCGUGAUCAGGUCGCGCAAAUAAUAGCCGAUACAUUCUCAAUACACCCCUUUCACUACAUGACAUGAUGACGCAUGAUGGCGUUUUCCCGCGAAGGUUCUUUUUUAAGCCAAUGUCAUUAUAGUGUACAGAGAGGGUGAAACGAAACACUUUUCAUCUAUUGCGAAGAUGAAAAAUGGAGCAAAAUUAUAAAGAAAGGGUGAAUAAGGUUUUUUUACAAUUAUGUAGGGAAAAAAGGAAAAAAAAAGACAUUUAUGUUUAGGAAUUAAUUCUACACCCUGUGUUUAGCAGCUAAGUUACUCAGUAAGGACAGAACGAUUGUGGAAUGCAGGCCACACAGUGUUAUGGCAAACACUUGAUUGGAAAGAAAUAGUUUUAAUAAGUACAAUCGUUCUUCUCAUAUACUGUACUUGGUUUACUUAAUUGCUUUUCGACUGAUAUUUUUUCUCAAUAAGAUAACCUAAUUGGAGAUGUUGGCGAGUUUAACAUCCGUGAGAGUGAAGGACUAACUCCACUUAAUGAUGAGCAUAUUUAACAAUUAGGCUGUAGAUAAUAGUGGGGAGGGAAAAAUAUAAUUUUUUAAAUACAUAUAAUAAGCUUUAGUUUUAUCAUCAUAUUGCAAAUAUUUUUUAGCAGUCAUUGAUAGAAGAAAUCAACAAUUUUGUUUUGUAUCUUAUUGAAAAAUAUUUUAUCAUAUUUUAAAAUUUAGUUUGUAUAUUCUUUAGCAUCUUAUUAAUUAGGCUCAUAAUUAUAUAAUUUAAAAAUUUGAGGGAGCUCUCUGCAGCACACUCGUAAAUAAUCUGAUUGGUAGUCGGACCAGUUUGGUCCACUCCCCCACCCCCUCCCUUUUGGUGCUCAGACUUUUUUCUUCGCACAUUUCUCUCUCUAUUACUAAAGCUGAAGAAUUUAAACUAAUUAUACAAGAAUUUUCGAGAAAAUUUAGCUAAUUUUAGCUAUUAGGUGUGUUUUUUGGUUGCUGUUAGUAUCACUGAACAGUUCUAGAGAAAAAAUAGAUAUAUGGCGAAGAUUGAAUUUUCAGAACUAAAUUUGUCAAGAACUUUAAUAAAGACGAAGGAAAAAAGGAACCUGAAAGGUAAACAAAAUUGUAUUUAUUUACUAUGUUUUUCCAUGCAGAACGAUUGGUUUUUACCGCAUAUACUUAUAAUACUUGUUUACUUGCAAUAUUGGCCACUCUGUAAGUUCGAGAUUAGAGCUGUUUUAAAAAAAUAAGAAACCGACUGACUGCGGAGUUACCUAUCGUUAAAUUGUAUAGAGAUGAUCACUUUUCCUGAAUUUCUAAUUUUUUCUUCACUUUUGUGCAAUGAUGGACUAACUGAGAUCUCCGGGAACACAGUUUUGAGUUACCGUCGGAAUUUCCGAUCACAAGCGUUUUUGCGAACAAGAUCAGUAACUGUAAAUAUUUUCUCUUUCUUAUGAAUCUUGUGCUCUUCUGGGCCGAUAAGCAGGAUUGAAAAAAAAACCCAGCUGGGGAAAAAAUGAUAAAACUUUUGAUACUCAUAUACUGGAACCAGCCGACCUGAAGUUUUACCGGAUCAUACAAAUUAUUUAGAGCGCUUUUGGUGACUAAAUAAUGCAGCAGAGUGUCUUUAUUUUAGGAGUGGUCGUUUUAUUGAUGCACAGGGCUAACAAAAGAAUCAUUAUUUGAGCUGUCUGC
This is a messenger RNA of Pocillopora meandrina, 7119 nucleotides long. Lineage: Eukaryota; Metazoa; Cnidaria; Anthozoa; Scleractinia; Pocilloporidae. The record is from the annotation of a GenBank genome assembly.